CAUCACCUCCAACGAGCCAUGUUCCAGGCUGCAGGAGCCGCCCAGGCCACCCCCUCUCAUGAGGCCAAAGGCAGCGGUGGCAGCAGCACGGUACAGCGCUCCAAGUCCUUCAGCCUGCGGGCCCAGGUGAAGGAGACCUGCGCCUCCUGCCAGAAGACUGUGUACCCCAUGGAGCGGCUGGUAGCAGACAAGCUCAUUUUCCACAACUCUUGCUUCUGCUGCAAGCACUGUCACACCAAGCUCAGCCUGGGCAGCUACGCGGCGCUGCACGGGGAAUUUUACUGCAAGCCCCACUUCCAGCAGCUGUUUAAGAGCAAAGGCAACUAUGAUGAGGGGUUUGGCCGGAAGCAGCACAAGGAGCUCUGGUCCCACAAGGAGGUGGACCCUGGCACCAAGACAGCCUGAGGCCCCUCUGACCUUCCACUUCCUCCACA
Molecule: messenger RNA, 434 nt
Organism: Cynocephalus volans (Philippine flying lemur)
Lineage: Eukaryota; Metazoa; Chordata; Mammalia; Dermoptera; Cynocephalidae
Gene: LIMD2
Product: LIM domain containing 2
Exons: 4
Coding region: 19-405 (128 amino acids)
Biological process (GO): actin filament bundle assembly
Cellular component (GO): plasma membrane; actin cytoskeleton
Molecular function (GO): actin filament binding
Source: RefSeq, a predicted model, not a curated record